Molecule: messenger RNA, 1754 nt
Organism: Drosophila novamexicana
Lineage: Eukaryota; Metazoa; Arthropoda; Insecta; Diptera; Drosophilidae
Product: katanin p60 ATPase-containing subunit A-like 2
Exons: 1
Coding region: 105-1655 (516 amino acids)
Molecular function (GO): protein binding; ATP binding; ATP hydrolysis activity
Source: RefSeq, a predicted model, not a curated record
GCAACAAUCGAAAGAUAAAUAGUCCAAUAAAUAUAUAUAUUAAAUACACAUACAGCACACACCAACAGUUAGUGGCCAGAGGAAAGCUCGUGCUGCCCAGCCAGAUGAAGCCUCAAACCAAAUAUGGAGUUGCGGCCACAGCUGCCUCGACGGUGCUCUGCGAGGAUGUGCGAAAUUUUACCACACGGCGACGCAAUCUCUUGUAUCUGAUGCACCGCUAUUUGCUAGAGAACGGCUAUUACAGCAGCGCGGAGGCGCUCAAGGGCGAGGGGCGACUCACCGAGGAGUACGAGCUGUGCGACAACGUCGACCUGGACGCCAUCUAUCUGGAGUACGCGAGCUUCUUCAAUCUGAAGUUUGGCAAAUAUCCGCGCAUUCUAAAGAAGAUGGGUCCCAAGCUCAAGGUGGAGCUGAACUCCACCAAGUCCGGGAAGAAUGCGACAGGUGCACCGGACCAGUCACUAUCGCAGUCACACUCACAGUCACAGUCACAGUCGCAGUCACAGCAGCGUCCCGGUGAUGCACAGGCCUGCUGGCAUGCGGGCGUUGGCGCUGCGACAGCCGCAGCUGCCGCCAGCCUGGCCACAGAGCAGCUGCAGCAGCAGCAACAGCAGCUGCAGCAACAGGGACCUGGACAACUGCAGGCGAAUCGCCUGGCGCUGCACAUCAAAAAAAUGGAGACGGCCGAAUCGACACCAGAGCCACGUUUGGGUGCACUGACCGAAAUUGAACACGGCCAUGCGGGCGACGAUGCCCUCUUUGCCUCGCUGGAGUGGCAGGCGCUGGCCGAGCUGGUCAAGACGAGCAUUCUGUGCGAGGACAUUAAGCUGCGCUGGACGGACGUCUGCGGCAAUCAGUGCGCCAUUGAGCUGGUCAAGGAGGCGGUCCUAACGCCCAUCGAGUAUCCGCAGCUGUUUGCGCAUGGCUUGAAGCCCUGGCGCUCGCUGCUACUGCACGGACCGCCGGGCAGUGGCAAGACCUUUCUGGCCAAGGCGCUGUACGCCGAGACGCGUGGCAAGGUGACAUUCUUCAAUAUCACGGCCAGCAUUAUGGUAUCCAAGUGGCGCGGCGAGUCGGAGAAAAUAUUGCGUGUGCUGUUCCACAUGGCAGCACGUCGUGCGCCCUCCGUGAUUUUCUUCGACGAGAUUGAGAGUCUGACCUCGAAGCGGGAUCGCGCCACCGAUCAUGAGUCGUCGAAACGUUUCAAGAACGAGCUGCUGCAGCUGCUCGACGGCAUGGAGCAUACGCUCAGCGGCGUCUUUGUCCUGGCCAGCACCAAUCUGCCCUGGGACAUCGAUGAGGCCUUCCUGCGACGCUUCGAGAAGAAGCUGCUCGUCCAGCUGCCCAGCGCUGCCGAGCGCUCCAUUCUCAUCAGUCGCCUGCUGGGCACAACGGUGAGCCUGACGUUUCGACUGCUCGAACAGCUGGUACAUCUCUCCGAGCACUUUACCGGCGAUGAGAUUCGCCUGGCCUGCAAGGAGAUCAGCAUGCAGCGGAUGCGCUGCGCUACGCGCGCCUGUAAGGAGGCGAAUGCACCAAAGGAAUCACCGGCCGCUCAGGAGGCGACCCUGGAGCGUGCCUUCAAGCAGAUACGACCGUUAGGCAUGAAGCUGCUGGCCAGGCACGAGCAGUGGCAGCAGGAGAACGGAUCAUGAGUAAAUUAAUCCAAAUCAAACGAAAGUAUUAUUGCCUUUCACGCACAUUGUCGAAUCCAUUCAAUAAAAACAUUCAACCAGGAGAGCCUACAAUGCAGG